ACCAAAUGCUUUGUGAUUGAUAUCUCCAUAGCGAAUUUGUAUCUUCGAAACCAGAGCUUGUAACAUCUGCACCACAGAAGAUAUUGUUUUUUUAUUUCGAGGAUAGGAAGAAAACAAUCGAACUCAAUCAUUAUCCUUACGCACCUAUUUUAGCCCUAAUGGAGAGUAAUCUUCUUUUGUUAGUUCCUGCCUCCCGCAAGGAACUAUUGGCAGGGCUUCACAUUAAUUAGUUAAUAAUCGUAUCUUUUGACAGCCAAUAGGAUGGCUUGUUUUGUUCUAUGUCAAGACUAUCCUAAGUCUAAAUCCCAAUUUCUUAAGUCUAAAUCCCAAUUUGGCAGAGAUAUGUGCUUGGGUUUUAACCAUUGUUUGCAAGGUGGGAGCGUUGGCAGGCUAUAGAUGGUGUACGGAUAGGCAAUGCAAAGCCCAAGGCAAGAGAACGCCCGGAUACAGAGGAAGGGGGCAAAAACUAGAUCUCGGUUAGUGUCUGUUGCCCACAGUUGGCAUUUACGGCUGCACCUGUGCGACGUGGAUGUGCAGAGACAGAUGGCUCUUAGGGUUUUCGUUUUGGGCAUGCAGGGCAGAGGACCCGUUACUACACAGGUGGGAGAUGACAAUGAAACAAUAUUAAUAAACGCAUGAUGCCUCAUUUUUAAUGUUUAGCUGUCCUGGAGCACGACGUGACCUUUUUACCUUCAGCUUUUCUUCAGCGAAAUCUGCUCUGUUCUGGUCACUUAACACAUGGACCCCAGCCGAGCAAUGUCAUUUGGAUCAAUAUCUUCCAAGGAACAUCAUUUGCCCCAAAAACAAUCUUCCAUACAUGUCCAUUGCAGCCAGCCAGAUGCUCAUAGCUUACAAGAGCACCUUGGAAAACAGUGAGACUUUGAAACAACUAGCACCUACUGCACAAAUACCAACAACAAAGUGCCAUGUCGAUCAGCUCAAAGGAAAAGACAACCCUUGCAGCACCCUCGCUACACAAGCAAGUCAUACCAAACAAAGAUGCCUCACCAACAUGGAAGCCAGUGCACCGGAUGCCACCUCUCCACAACAACACACAAUAAAAUGGCAAAUUAACAACAUUGAACAACAAAACUUCGCCCCUAUCAAAAUGCAACCGCACAAAAGUGAACAUAAAAAAGGUCAACAUAUGGAUUCUUUCAAGCAGCACAAUCCCAAUUCACAUUCCACCAAACAACAAAACCCCAAUCCACAGCCACAUACAAGCAAGAGAUCCAUUGGCCACAUGGAAUGUGAUCAGCAAGAGAGUGGUGCUGAAGCCAUGCAUAUAAGCAAAUGCCAACUCCAACCUCUGAGACAACAAACAACACCAUCUUCUAGACAUGCUCCACAAACUAGCCAUUCAAGCCAUAGCUUGUGGGUCGACUUCCAUGGGAGGAACUUAUGGCUCAGAUACCUUCAUUUUUGCCUGCAUUAUUUGAUGCUUUUGGGAACCACAGUGCAGAUGUUCGGAAGAAUGAAGAAAAAAGGAAUAUAUCUGCUUGUACAGAUGGUCGUUUCUUUUCCAGUAGACAUAUAUAUUGUCCUUGGAAAAGCACUUUUACCUUAUCUUGGAAGCCUGAGCAGUACCCAACUGCGACUUGUAACAAUUCAUGCAAAUAGAAUUUCACAGGCUAUGAGGAUGGCCAUCUGCAUCAUGCUUGUUUUAUGGUGGGAACAAUUGAAACCUAAUGUAAGCCUUCUUUUACAGAUCAAGGCCACAAAUGGUGAUACUUUUUUGGGUGGUGAGGAUUUUGACAAUGCCUUUUUGUAGUAUUUAGUUAACGAGUUCAAGGUGUUGUCAUCUUUGGCUUUACACCUGCCAUUUGCAUUUGUUUAAAAAUUUCCAGGGCCUUUCAACUAAUCCAUUUUCUGCAUCCACAUUUAUGGUUUCAUAAAGUGGCAUUCUGCAAUACACUUCACGUGCCUAGUCUUUGCUUCCACAUUUUGCGUACAUACCUAAUAGCUUGCUUGGCCUGGAUUUGUCAUCUGGUCUUGCUGUGAUGAUUGAAAUACUCUCAAUUGGAUAUGUUUUCUGGAGCACAUCUCAACCCCUCCCUCACCUUUUACUGCAUUUCUCUCCUCGCCAUUUUAAGGAGUUGCAGAGUAUGGCGGUGUGGCUGCUUAAUCUUCAGGGUGUGCAACUUCUGUGGCAACACUAUCUCCCUGUUUGGGUUAUAUCACUAGUAAUAUGUCCAUCUCAACUCUAUCAUAGGGAUAUUGCACUUCCUUAUAUUCUGUAGCACAGAGCAGAAGAAUGUGCAUGUGCCAAUUGUUCACUACCACCAAUCUAUUGGGCAUUCCCAUUAAUCAAACAAGGGCUCCGGUUCUACCAGGAGCUUGCAAAAUCACCACUUGAGCUCUUAGUUAAUGCAAUGUUGUAGGAGCUCCAGCUGCUUUUCCAUCUACAGACUCUAGUGCACCACCAGCAACAUAGACUUCUCCUGCAACUCGAAAUGCAGUGUCUCCCUCAUCCAACUCACCAUCUUUACUUCCUCCCACAACUUUUGUAGGAGAUAUUUCACCAACACCCAGCGAAAAGCCAACAGCUAAGCAUGGAGCCCUUUACACACCAUCGACCAUUGUCAGUGCUUUAGCAGUAGCAAUGGUAGCUAUCACUAUUUGGUGAACAUCUUCCUUCUAUAUCGGUGUUGGAUAUUCUAACAUGGACCUGAGUGUAUUGUGGAGUGCAUAGAGUCUUUCAGCAACUUCCUCUCAUUUGGGUA
This is a messenger RNA of Cryptomeria japonica (Japanese cedar), 2723 nucleotides long. RefSeq lists its product as uncharacterized. The transcript has 16 exons. The record is from RefSeq and is a predicted model, not a curated record. The coding region runs from base 653 to 1771 and encodes 372 amino acids. Lineage: Eukaryota; Viridiplantae; Streptophyta; Pinopsida; Cupressales; Cupressaceae.